AUGGCGCUGAUGGCGAUGGCCUUGUGUGAUGCGGAUGAGGUGGUCUUCCAAGAGAAGUCUGAAGGGAUUUGGACCGGUUUGGGUGGAGGUAGGGCUUUGUGCCGCUUUGUGCCCUCGCUUGUCCUUAUUCGGGAAGGCGGCGAACUUUCCACCAAUCAAAGUAUGAUUAGCCACCCCGAGCUAUUUGCUCUGUGUUGA
Messenger RNA from Penicillium concentricum, 198 nucleotides. RefSeq lists its product as uncharacterized. NCBI's taxonomy places the organism in Eukaryota, Fungi, Ascomycota, Eurotiomycetes, Eurotiales, Aspergillaceae. Bases 1 to 198 code for a protein of 65 amino acids. The transcript has 2 exons. The record is from RefSeq and is a predicted model, not a curated record.